Dermatophagoides pteronyssinus (European house dust mite) is the source of this 976-nucleotide messenger RNA. RefSeq lists its product as uncharacterized. Lineage: Eukaryota; Metazoa; Arthropoda; Arachnida; Sarcoptiformes; Pyroglyphidae. The record is from RefSeq and is a predicted model, not a curated record.
UGAUCAGAUUCAUUAAUAUUUUUGUUGAUCGAUCAAAAUUGUUGAACUAAAAAAAAUGAUGAUGAUGAAACAUUUAAUGAGAAUCAUCAGUCCACCAUCAUCGAUUAUCGUUAUAGUUUUUAUAGCCAUUAUAUCAAUAUCAUCAUUAGUUGAAUCAUCACAAUAUCUUUUAUCAAAAAAAUCCGGUUGUUCGGAAAAAGAUCAACGACGUAUUGAUGAAAUUGCAUCAAGAUUUUAUGCACCCGGACCGAAUGCACCAUAUUUCCCAACAAACUAUCAAGAAUUGAGACCAUUUUGUCGUGAAAUACGUAAUGUAUCGAAAACAAUUGAAACAUUUAUGUUGCGUUGUUUUACAAAAGAAGUUGUACAAUAUGCAAAAAUUAUGUUCUAUACGGUUAAUCGUCAGAUGCGUAAUUAUUGUUCAAAACGUACAAAACGUUUAACAAAAUUAUUAAAACUUGCACCAUGUAUUAAUCGUCAUUUAAGAACGGAAACAAUUUGUAUUGAUAAUUGGUUAAGAGAUUUUUCCCGUAUACAGGAUCUAGAAAAUGAUAAAGAUAAAAUUAUACAUGGUUGUUGCCUUACAGCCGAUGUUUAUAUUUGUUUUGAUGAUUUGAUUGAAAAAUAUGAAUGUAGUAGAAAAAAUCGUUUUGAAAUAAUGGAUUUUUUAACAAAUAUUUCAAGCGAUUUACAAACAGUUUGUGGUGAAUAUACACAUCAAACCGAUGCUUGUGAUACAAAAAAACCAAAAUUAAAAUUUCAUGCAAAUUCAACUUCAACGAAUGGCGGAAAAAAUUCAUUGGAUCGUAUUACACGACGGCAGAAUGCAUUACGUUUUAAAACACCAAUGUUUGUUUUGAUUGAUUUAUUGGAUUCAUUUGCUGAUCCGGAUUCAAUUAUUGGAUAAUCACGAAUGAUAAAACUUUAAACUUUUAAUUAAAAAAUUUCUGUUUUUCGAAUCAAAAAAAACCAAAAA